AUGUCAAAAACUUUAGAUCGAAUUGCAAGCCCUUGUUGUCGUAAUGAUGAAAGAAACAAGCAGAAAUCAGAUACAGAAGUUUCAGAGGAAAGGACAAACUUUGGUAUUUUCAGAAAAGCUAAAAAUGUAUCCAGCAAACUGAGAAAUUCUAUAAGAAAUAAGCUGAGGAGGAGAAAUGAUUUUGCAGUUUGUGAAAAUGAGGAUGUUUGUGAAACUGAGGAGCUGAAGGCUGUAGAUGCUUUUCGACAAGAAUUGAUCUCAGACAAUUUGCUUCCUGCAAGAUUUGAUGAUUAUUAUACCAUGUUAAGAUUUUUGAAAGCAAGGAAGUUCAAUAUUGAAAAUGCAAAGCGCAUGUGGGCUGACAUGCUUCAGUGGAGGAAGGACUUUGGUGUGGAUGCGAUUGUGGAGGACUUUGACUUCACGGAAUUAAAAGACGUACAGGAAUACUAUCCACAGGGAUAUCAUGGCGUCGACAAGGAUGGAAGACCAGUUUACAUUGAAAGAUUGGGGAAGAUGGAUGUUGACAAGUUGGUGCAAGUGACUACUUUCGACCGAUUUGUGAAAUACCAAGUCCAGGAAUUCGAGAAGACUCUUGCUGUCAGGUUUCCUGCUUGUUCUGUUGCUGCAAAUAGGCAUAUAGAUUCAAGCACAACAAUCUUAGAUGUCCAAGGAUUGGGUUUAAUGAGUUUGACCGGACCUGUUGUAGAAUUCAUUAAGGUGCUUCAAAAGAUUGAUAAUGACAAUUAUCCUGAAACACUCAGCCGAAUGUAUAUCAUCAAUGCUGGUCCUGCCUUUCGGUUGAUCUGGACUAUAGUGAAGCCUUUACUUGACCCAGAUACAACUUCCAAGAUUCUGGUGCUUGGCAAUAAUUAUCAAAGCAAAUUAAUUGAAGCUAUUGAUGAGAGUGAGCUACCAGGUUUUCUCGGUGGUAACUGUACGUGUUCAAAUGAGGGAGGUUGUUUGAAGUCAGACAAGGGGCCGUGGAAAGACCAAAAUUUAUUGAAGGUGAUAAAAGUGGCCACAUACAAGUCGAGUUUUACAGCUGGUUCUCUCGAGGCAAGUUUAAAUGGAGAAGUAUGUGCAGUGCAGAAAGUAACAAUAUCAGAUGAAGAAUAUUAG
This is a messenger RNA of Fraxinus pennsylvanica, 1119 nucleotides long. Lineage: Eukaryota; Viridiplantae; Streptophyta; Magnoliopsida; Lamiales; Oleaceae. The record is from the annotation of a GenBank genome assembly.